Messenger RNA from Pungitius pungitius (ninespine stickleback), 2132 nucleotides. RefSeq lists its product as uncharacterized. Lineage: Eukaryota; Metazoa; Chordata; Actinopteri; Perciformes; Gasterosteidae. Gene Ontology annotation, cellular component: plasma membrane; membrane raft. Bases 622 to 2106 code for a protein of 494 amino acids. The transcript has 8 exons. Gene Ontology annotation, biological process: intracellular signal transduction; negative regulation of T cell activation. The record is from RefSeq and is a predicted model, not a curated record.
GAACCGCACUCAGAGCGUUUCAUCUGGCACGCGCGCACCUCCCGCCUCCUUCCGAGGGAGGACGCUAGAAUCAAAAGACACGUUCAAAAUCGGGGGGGGGGGGGGGUUCUCCUCUGCGUGUCACAUGGAAGCACAGUAGCCGAGCCGAGGGGAUGCGAGUGCGGAUGGAAGGGGCUUGAGGGACCGCGGAGGAGAACAACCUGGGGGAGCACAUCGGAGAUCCAGCGGCGGCACAAAGGCGGGUCCGACCCGUCCCGGCCUCCCUUCUGGCUGGGGAGCGAGAGGGUGCGCGGGCAGGGCGCACGAGCUGGUCGGCGGGCGCUCAUCGGGUGUCACAUGCAGAAUGCUGCAUUCCCGUUUGGUGGAGCCCGACAACGUCAAGUUCUCGCCUUCGAUUGAUUGUGCACGCGGGGAGCGCCAUGGUCCAAGGGGGAGCGGACACUGAAGGAAGCGACCGGGGUUGACGCUGCGCCCCCCCCCCCCCCCCCAAAAAAAAUCUCCAAAACUGAAUCCCAGAGAGGCCGUGGCACUUCCCUGCGUGGAUGAGUUGGAAGGUCGUGUGUGUGUGUGAGUGUGCGUGUGUGUGUGUGUGUGAGAGCAAGUGAGCGCCAGCGCUCCCACAUGGCCUCCAUGCAGGACGGGCUUAUCUUCACGGCUCCUCCCUACGGCAAGGUCCUGCUGCUGGGUGCUAUCGCUGCCGCCUCAGCCUUUGUUGUCACCAUCCUCAUCGUGGUGCUCUGCGUGGGCUGCCAGAGGAAGGGGAAGACACACAAUGUUCCCAGUGAGGGUGGAAAAAACCGUCUCAUGGACAUGGGUAUACUCAAGCAGUCAAAGCUGCGGUCCAUCAGUAAAUCCGGCACUGAGAUGAACAAGAUGAACUGCAAUGGCAAAAGCAGGCAGCUUCCCCAGGUUCCCCCCGGAGAGGACGGGGAGCACACUUACUCUGAGGUGGGCCGAGGCUCCUCCGCCACACGUACUGACGAUGCCAUGUACGCCAUGGUAGGCAGGGCCGGGCAGACGGACACGCCGGCCCCUCCGGCCGUCCCCGCCAACACCCCGGCGCCCCCGGACCCGGACGGCGACGUGGAGGGAGGGCUGCCCGAAUCCGAGUCCGAGGUCAUGUGCCCGCCUCACCCUCCGGAGACGGCCGAGUACGCCUGCGUCCGGAAGCUGAGGAAGGCCGAAAAGGCUCCCCAGAAGAGAGACAGCGGGACGGACAUGGGGGAGCCGCCGGCGCCACCUCCACGCCACGCCCCGCCGUCUCACCCCGCCCCUCCCCCGCCUCACCCGCACAGCACCAAGUUGCCCCGAAGAAACGUGGACGCCUUCAGUGUCCCGGCGUUCCCAAAGCGCUUUCAGCUGCAUCUCAUCUCCAUGACAACUGGGCAAACUCCAUACGCUGAUGAAGACCAUGAGAUGCAGUUGAAAGUGGAAAAGCUAGAAGUGAUGUUUAUGGGCAACGGAGAGCAGUACAUCUGGAAGCCUCCAGAGGAUGAGGAGAUGCUCGUGCACCAAAAUAAAGCCCUGGGACCUUUGGGUGCUCACCCAGUGGAGAAUAUACAGCCCUCUGCUGCUGUGGUGGCUGAGAUGUACUCCAAGGUGUGCAAGCCCGGAAAGAAGAAACGAGCGGUUCCCGUGUCUCCCCCGGCCAACCCAGGCUUCCGGACCCUGGGUCGCGGCGACCGGGACGGGGGCUUCAGCGUCGUGGUCAAACCCCAGACGUGGGCCCUCCAGGACGGCAAAGCCGUGGGAGGGCCCCUCGACGACCACUGCUACGAGUCCAUCGGGACGGAGGAGUGCGACCUGGCCUACGACAACGCGGAAGGCGGCGGCGCGUGGAAGCGGGAGAGGCCCCCCAACACGUGCGCCACCCUGCGGCCGCGGCGGAAGAAAGCCCAGCAGCCCUUGCAGCAGCAGCAGCCCCCUCCCCCGCCGCCGACGCAGCAGACCCCCAAGCUGCAGCACCUGCCCGCCAAAGCCCUGCUGCUGCCGGGGGAGAACCUGUACGAGAGCAUCGGCGACCUGAAGCAGGGCUCCGCCACCUCCAGCACCACCACCAUCUUCACCUUCAACGACGGCAUGGAGAUGUACGUGACGGGGCUCUGAGGCGCCGGCUACGCUGUGACCCCCCC